This is a messenger RNA of Macadamia integrifolia, 3178 nucleotides long. Its product is annotated as RNA-binding KH domain-containing protein RCF3-like. Gene Ontology annotation, cellular component: nucleus; cytoplasm. The transcript is spliced from 8 exons. Gene Ontology annotation, biological process: regulation of gene expression. The record is from RefSeq and is a predicted model, not a curated record. Gene Ontology annotation, molecular function: mRNA binding. The coding region runs from base 199 to 1821 and encodes 540 amino acids. NCBI's taxonomy places the organism in Eukaryota, Viridiplantae, Streptophyta, Magnoliopsida, Proteales, Proteaceae.
CCUAGAACCAAAACGGGUAAGCGUAUUCAAUAUAUUUUGCGAUCUUUUGCAAUAAGUCGAUAAUUUUGUUCUCUCGCAUCUGAAGUAAUAGGGAAGAACCCUCUCCAUCUCUCGACAGAGCUAUCGAUUUAGAGGAUUUCUGUUAGAUCUAUCAAGUGAUUUUCCUGGGAAUUAGACAUCUGUCCUAUUUUUCGUGGAAUGGCUGGCCAGAAGAGUAACCACGGGAAACGGUCCCAUUCACAAGCUGACUAUGCAGAAAAUGGUGGAAGUAAGAGACGAAAUCCUGGUGAUGAUAGAGAUCAGUAUACUCCUGGACCAGAUGAUACUGUAUACCGUUAUCUUUGUCCUGGAAGAAAGAUUGGAAGUAUCAUUGGUAGGGGAGGUGAGAUUGUAAAGCAAUUAAGGGCAGAAAGUCAAUCUAAGAUUAGGAUUGGCGAGAGCAUGCCAGGGUGUGACGAACGUGUCAUCACUAUAUUUAGUUCAAGCCGGGAAAGCGAAGAUGGAGAUGUUGUUUGCCCGGCACAAGAUGCUCUUUUUAAGGUGCAUGAUAGGCUUGUCGCUGAUGAGGCGGGUGAAGAAGAUGCUGAAGGGGCUCGGGAAAUUACUGUUCGGAUGCUUGUACCAUCAGACCAAAUUGGGUGUGUGAUUGGUAAGGGUGGGCAGAUAAUCCAGAGUAUUCGUAGUGAAACUGGUGGUCAGAUUCGUAUAUUAAAGAAUGAACAUCUGCCUCGCUGUGCUCUUAGUACUGACGAACUUCUCCAGAUAACUGGAGAAGCCGAAGUUGUGGUGAAGGCUCUCCAAAUAUUGUCAUCUCGCCUCCGUGAUAAUCCUUCUCGAUCUCAGCAUCUGCUUACAUCUGCCCCAUCGAACAUGUAUCAAUCAGGUGGCACUUUUAUGGGUUCGAAUGCUGGUGCACCGAUUGUUGGUUUGGCUCCAUUGAUGGGUCCUUAUGGUGGAUACAAGAGUGACACGAGAAGUGAGUGGUCCCAUGCUUUUUAUCCUGCUCCAAGAGAUGAAGCGUCAGCAAAGGAUUUCUCUCUUCGUUUGCUUUGCCCAACUGGAAAUAUUGGAGGAGUUAUUGGAAAGGGUGGUUCCAUUAUCAAGCAAAUCAGGCAGGAGUCUAGGGCAUUUAUUAAAGUUGAUAGUUCAGCUUCUGAGGAAGAUGAUUGCAUUAUAACAAUCUCAGCAAAGGAGUUUUUUGAAGACCCCAUCUCUCCAACUAUUGAUGCUGCCGUGCGCUUGCAGCCAAAAUGCAGUGAAAAAUCUGAUAAGGAUUCAGAUUCAUCCAUCUUGACUCGUCUGCUUGUGCCUGUCUCACGUAUUGGUUGCCUUAUUGGUAAAGGUGGAUCUAUUAUAUCUGAGAUGAGGAGACUCACAAAAGCAAACAUUCGCAUACUUUCAAAGGAAAACCUUCCAAAAGUGGCAUCUGACGAUGAUGAGAUGGUGCAGAUCUCUGGAGACCAUGAUGUUGCAAGGAACGCUUUAAUUCAAGUGACCACACGGUUGAAGGCCAAUUUUUUUGAGAGGGAGGGUGCAUUGUCCACGUUUCCACCAGCUCUUUCCUACCUUCCAAUGUCUGCUGAUGUUACAGAUGGUUCAAAAUAUGGCAGUAGGGACAGUAAAUCACAUGGACGUGGGUACUCCUACUCCAUGGGUUAUGGCGGUUCUAGUGAUGUUAAUGAUUCAUAUGGAAGUUAUAGUGGAUCACAGAGUGGUGCUGGGGCUUAUGGAGCAUAUGGUAGUUACUCUUCGGGCCGUUCUGGUAGUGCGGGGUUAUCUGGUACGAACCCGGUUUCCCAUGGGAAACAUCAUGUUUACUAGGUGUCCCUGAUGAUUAGGGCCUGCAGGUCAUUUUUUUGGAGGCUCUAGGGUCUGAUGUCAACACCACAGUGAUUGAGGAGCGCUCCUGAUUGCCUCGAGGAGUAGGUUGGAUAUAUCUCUGAUAUCUGUUCUGACCUUUGGAUAUGUGAGCUGUUUUGCAGAUCAUUAGGAUGUUAGAGGUGCACACAUUUUAUGUGGUAGGUUUAUUCUCUGCCAUGUGAUGUGUGUUAAUGUUAAUUUGUCACCUUGAUCAAAUGCAAUUUAAGCCUUUGAUGGAGUUAAUUUGGCAGGUUUUUAGGAUUGUUGUUUCUGCAUAAGGGCAGGUAAGUUAUUCUAUGACUAGGCUCAUUUUAAUCAGGUAAUCUUAAUUUCUAUUACAUUGGUGUUGCGUAUAUUGCAAGCUAAUUUAGUUUGACAACUUUUGUGUUUAAUCUUUGCCAUUGAUACAUUCACUGUUGGGUUUUUUGUUUUACUAGUGUGGACCUAUUGUUGUUUUUCGUUCUUUUUCUUUUAAAUUUGUUUUAAUCUCUUAUUUGUUUGAACUGGGCAAGCAAUCUUAAUGUUAUGCCCAAGUUUAGGAACUUACAACUGCCUAUAUUUUCCUUUCCUCACGUUUCAACUGAAUGAUCUCUGUUUUUCAUCUCAUUUCUCUUAUUUAUUUUUUUUAUUCUCUGUUUUCAAUAGUUUUUCGUCCGUGAGCUAUGUUUCAUAUUGAAUACUUCUUUCUUUUGCUGGAGUACACAGGUUAGUAUUGAUGAGUUGCUGCCAUGGAUUGGGUGCAACCAUCCUUACAGAGUUGGUCAUACUUUAGUGUCCUUAAAAGAGUAAAUUAUAAGAUAAUUAAUUAUGGCAGGAACUAGUUGGAUAGGAAGUUAACUAUUUUACUUUGGUGGUUUUUAUGUUCUCUUACUGUUCACUAGUCGGAGUGUCGUGAUGUGGGAUUGCCAAGUGGAGUCCACUGGUACAAGAGGCAAAAAGAACAUGAAAGAUUUAUUUUCCCUCAGUUAUUGAGAAUGGACAAUUUUGCUAUUCGAUAGUUCGGUUUUAGAAGAUACGAGUCAUCUUCUUGGAGUAUUUGGCUUUUGGGACAAUGGAUUCCGAGGAUCAUUCAGAUCAGCAUGAUAGCCUGGAGGAACUAGGGGUUCCCACCCUGUUUAUUUAUAUAAUUCAUAUUUACUUAACCUCUCUUUAAGUACUCUGAAAUGAUUAUUUUUAUUAACUUGCGCAGAAAGUUGAUAGAAGUACUUGCAUACUUGCAUGUUUAUAUGCGGUUUUUCUGUGUUUUAUUGAUUGUACAAAACUUGAUCUUCUAUUGAUAUUGGUUGCUGCCCCGUUAGCAUGGGAAUUAUUUAUUUAA